Messenger RNA from Dichomitus squalens LYAD-421 SS1, 984 nucleotides. RefSeq lists its product as uncharacterized. NCBI's taxonomy places the organism in Eukaryota, Fungi, Basidiomycota, Agaricomycetes, Polyporales, Polyporaceae. The transcript is spliced from 2 exons. The record is from RefSeq and is a predicted model, not a curated record. The coding region runs from base 1 to 984 and encodes 327 amino acids. Gene Ontology annotation, molecular function: protein binding.
AUGUCCUCCGCACCCAACCCAUCCAAAACGCAGAAUCUCUCCGGAUGCGAGCUCGCUAACCCUCCUCCCAAGUCUAACCACGCGCAAGUGGCACUCUCUGAAAUCACCCGUCACCCUCGCUUCUGGUUCGACGACGGGAACCUGGUCCUCCUCGCAGGAACCAUCGGAUUCAAGGUGUACAGGGGUCUCCUGGCCGCGCAGUCCCCUGUUUUCCAAGACCUCUUCGCCUCUGCCACUCACGCCGAGGAGGAAUACGGCGGAUGCCCUGUGGUUCGGCUUACCGAUUCGCCGCAGGACUGGAGUCAACUACUUGACGUCCUCCUGCCCAUGACAUACGUACGCAUCUCGGACUCGCACAGGUGCCAAUACGAGCAAAUCUCUGCGCUCAUUCGGCUCGCCAACAAAUACCAACUCGAGUCCAUUGAGCGUCAAGCUGUUGAAUGCUUGAAGACAGUGUUCACGGACGCUUUCGAAGAGUGGAACAGCCCUCCUCAGGACGCCUUGAAGCUCGCCGACCCACAACAGGUAGUCGAAGUCGUCUAUUUGGCGAGGCUCACGAACUGCUCCAGUAUGCUUCCGCUCGCAUGCUAUCACUGCGCCUUGCUCGGGGAAGAAGUCCUGAACAGCCUCACAAGCGAUGGGGAGCUGGAUUCGGAGGACGUAAGGCGCUGCGUCGGUGGUUACCGGCAGCUUUGCGAGCUAAAGACGACCAUCCCGACGCGUCUUUUCGGCCACCCUCCCUCCGUUUCGUGCAGGUCGCCUAUCAUGUGCGGCGAGAUUCUGCGAAGGCUGGAGGAGAAGGCAGCGCUGGUAUACGAGACCCCGAAGCUGUUGAAUAGCGUCGAGCAGUGGACGUUGAGCUUCCCUCUUUGUGGGAUGUGUCAAGAGGAGCUGGAUGAACGUGACCGGGCUCGGCGCAGGGAGCUGUGGCAGAAGCUGCCCGAGAUGUUUGGGUUGGUUGAUGAGGUCAAGAGUUGGGCGUGA